This is a messenger RNA of Xiphophorus couchianus (Monterrey platyfish), 2501 nucleotides long. RefSeq names its product high affinity immunoglobulin gamma Fc receptor I-like. The transcript has 6 exons. The coding region runs from base 1563 to 2387 and encodes 274 amino acids. Gene Ontology annotation, cellular component: external side of plasma membrane. NCBI's taxonomy places the organism in Eukaryota, Metazoa, Chordata, Actinopteri, Cyprinodontiformes, Poeciliidae. Gene Ontology annotation, molecular function: transmembrane signaling receptor activity. The record is from RefSeq and is a predicted model, not a curated record. Gene Ontology annotation, biological process: cell surface receptor signaling pathway; immune response.
AUAAAGAUAACAGCUGAAUUAACAGGAAAUUAUGCAAACUGGAGAGUAGCAGGAGAAAGUAACAGAGUGAGGAAAAUUGGUCAGUUUUUCCUCCAGCAUAUUUACACAAAUAGUUCAAGCCAAUCUAACUGGUUUAGAGCGAGGCAUGAGAGAAGCAGAGAGACGGACCGGCCACUGGGACCAUAGGGAGCACUGGGACCACUGGGGUCACUGGGAUCACUGGGACCACUGGCAUCACUGGGACCAUCGGGAUCACUGGGACCACCAGAAGCACUGGGACCACUGGGAUCACUGGGAUCACUGGGCAUUUUCCCAGUGGGGUCACUGUCCCAACAUUUCUUCUGUUUCCAUUAUAUUCUCACCACACAUGCUGGUACUGGACUGGCCCAGUCUCUGUUAAACACCUUUAUUUUGGUUCUGUCUGUGUGAUGCAUUAUGCAAAAAAAUGAUUUCACCACAAGUCAACCAUCAACCUGUAAAACAUGGAGCCACAUGGAGCUUUUCCCAUCAUGUUUGACUGAUGAAAAUGUUUCUAAUUAUUAUUCAGGAACAUAAAGCGUACUCACACUGAUUGGUCUGACGCAUCGAAUAUGACAAACUUUAUUUACCGUAACAUCUUACCAUCUUCAGGAAGUGGCUGUUUUUAUCCGUUCAGAGACGGAACUGACAGCUGAUGCUUACAGAGCACAACUGUAGCUUUAAAUGAACUAACUACAAAACAAAAUUCACAGAAAUGUGUUUUAACUAACUAUGCACACAGCGGAUGUUUCUAUGGCGAAGGGAUCAGAGAUCCCAAAGGUCACAUCCUCAAAACCUGGAAGUCAAGAGUGAGUUGAUCUAAUGAACUGAUUCAGGAGGAUGAAGACAAAAACACUUCCUGAAAUAUAAACAUUUAUCUUUUUUGUGAGACUGCUGCCUUUUACUUUAGUUGUUUCAAUGAAUAUAAUGUCAGAUUUCUGUGUUUUUUCUCCAGGUUGACAUUAAAACUGCUGUAAUAACAGCAUUUACUGAUAUAAAAUGUAUUAUAUAUAUUUUCCUUCGUUUAAACUCAGAGUAAAAACGACCAAACCGUCUACAUUACGUCUCUAAGCUGCAGCUCUCCUGUGAUCCUGCAGGAAUCAGGAAGGAACUGAGAGAUAAAUAUAAUAUGUUUCUAUUUCAUCAGAAAUGAUUUAAACUGAGAACAAACUGAAGGUUUAGGUUGUGAACCUCAAAGUGCUAAAACAUGCUAAGAACAGCUGUUAGAUUUUUGUUGCUACAAGUUAAACUUUUAGUUUGACUUUUUAACUGAGGCUUGAAAGAAACGCAGAAACAGUUUAGAGAAGAUUUUAGGAGAGAAACAUUUUAAACCAGCGGAACUAAAAGCUGCAGAAGUUUGAGUUGGUCUGACAAUCAGGAAACUGAAGUUAAAAGUUUCUAAGUUGAGCAACAAACUUUAGCAAAAAAAACUUUGUGUUCAGCUAAAAUAAGAUGUAAAGAUCCAGGAAGAGGAAGAGGAAGAGGAAGAGGAUGUUUUCAGCGAGUGUCAAACUGCUGCUGGUCUCAUUGGAUCCAGCUGCAGAAUGGAGGGAACAUCUGUCCUCAGGCUGCUGGCUCUGAUCUCUCUGCUGAGCCGCUCAACAAACCAAGUUCGUCUGACUGUGAGUCCCAGCAGAUCUCAGUUCUUUAGAGGAGAAUCAGUGACUCUGAUCUGUGAGGAUGAAAACAGACCUGAUGGAUGGACUGUGAGGAGAAACACAAGCAGAGAAACCAGGACUGAGUGUAAAGGAUGGGGAACACCAGCUGGUUCUACCUGUAACAUGGACUACCUCCUCCCAGGUGAUACUGGUCUGUACUGGUGUGAGUCCAUCAAUGGAUCCUCCAGCAGCAGCAGCAGCAUCCAGCUCUCUGUCUCUGGUGGAUCAGUGAUCCUGCAGAGUCCUGUCCUCCCUGUGAUGGAGGGAGAUGAUGUCACUCUGAGCUGCAGAGCAAGGAAUCCAACCCACAACCUCCCAGCUGCUUUCUAUAAAGAUGGCUCCUUCAUUGGUGAUGGACCAUCAGGUCACAUGACCCUCCUCCAUGUUUCCAGCUCUGAUGAAGGCCUCUAUAAAUGUAACAUCAGCCGUCAUGGAGAGUCUCCAUCCAGCAGGAUCUCUGUCAAAGAAAAAAAAACAACCACAGCCCCUCCUGAAACUCCGCCCACUACCGAAGCUCCUCCCACUUGUUCACCUUCCCCUCUCCUCAUCAUCACUCUGCUCUGCCACCUGGUGGUGAUGUUCCUGUUCUUCAUCUGCUCUUUCCUCUUGGGGUUUUCAUUUGGACUCAGAACCAAAGGAAGUGACCCGUUACCAUGUGUGAAGAUGACUCUGCCCCCCCAGGCUGAGCUGGUACCAGAAGAUGAUGAUUGAUGAUGAUGAUGAUGAUGAUGAUGAUGAUGAUGAUGUCACCACAGAGCAUCACUUCUGAUCCAAACAGUCUCAUCCUGAUCUGCUCCAAAUUUCUUCUUCCUCUUUGUUUUCAGG